This is a messenger RNA of Solenopsis invicta (red fire ant), 2547 nucleotides long. RefSeq lists its product as uncharacterized. Gene Ontology annotation, molecular function: protein binding. The record is from RefSeq and is a predicted model, not a curated record. NCBI's taxonomy places the organism in Eukaryota, Metazoa, Arthropoda, Insecta, Hymenoptera, Formicidae. Bases 331 to 1830 code for a protein of 499 amino acids. The transcript is spliced from 6 exons.
GAUUUCCAUGAUUGAGCGUGUUUCCGUCGAUCCGCGGGCGACUCGUCGAAAUGAGAAUUAUUUCGUCGCGCGUCCAUCGGACGGGCCGCUUUCCGUAGGCUUCCGCGUGAAAAAUUCGACGAGAGCAAGCGAGCGAGCGAGCGAGAAACGAGAUCCGUCGUCCGUCCGGUCCAGGUGCAGCGAUUUAAAAUCGCAUCAUGGCGAUGCGCGGCUGGCCGUGGUGAGCGCCCCUUCCCGUUUUUUCCCGUAUAUUUUUAGCGAUAUCGCGUAUAAAUACUUCGUCGCGAAGAUAUUUCAAUGUAACACCGAUGAGCAGCGAUCGAAACGAAAAUGAGCAAGGGCUGCUGGAAAUUCGACGAGGAGGACAAAGCCUUGUAUAUAGAUCUGGAGGAGGAUACGGAGGAGGACAAGCAGUGCAAGGAGUAUAGCUCCUGGGAUCAGAUACCCGACAUUCUGCUGGAGGAGAUAUUCUCGUAUCUGACUAUUCGCGAGCGCUACUAUGCGUCCCUGGUGUGCCGAUCGUGGUAUCGCGCCUUCAAACUCCAGAACGUAUGGUCCACGUUCACUCUGGAGGAUACCACCCUCACGCGGGGCAAGUUCAACUACUACAGCGGCUGGCAGUACGUCCUGGAUCACAUAAGAACGUCCACGUGUCUGAACAAAGUUGGGAGGAACUUUCGCACCCUUGUGUUCGAGCCCAUGCUGAAUUUCUACAAUCUCUACGAGUUUAUGAACAUGAUAUCGUGGUACGCCGAACGGCAGGGUUCGGACAACACGUCUGUGGCCGGCGUGGGCACCUACAUUCGUAGGCUCAAGUUCACCUUUCCCUGCAACAUGGCGAACAGAGACGAUCCCGAUCGAAUCCGGGUCUUUGGCACGGGUGGAAAACUGCUGGAGGCUCUCAAGAGGCUCAUGAGGAACCUGCAGAAUCUCAGAUGUUUGGAGCUGAUAGAUCUGAUGCUCGAGAGCAACGAAGCGUUACACUUGAUGGACGACAUUUGUAUGAAUUGCACUCAGACCUUAUCAAAAUUGAUAUUGAUAAAUACCACACGUUACAAUUGUCCGUUAUUACAUGUAGGAGUAUUCCUUAAUUUAAACGUCUUAGUUAUUAGUCCCCAAAAUUUGCACGAGGAUAUAAUAGAACUAAUAGGCUACACGAAAUUAAGGCACCUUCAUAUUGUACAAAAUCGUUAUAGUCCAAAGGACACUACCAUAAGAUUGCCAAAGAGAUCAUCUUGGGUCAAGAUGAGAGCAAACAAUCCCUAUUUAAAGGUACACUUUGAAAUAGAGAGUCACAGAGCUACGGAUAUCCUUUUGCCUGUCGAUUUAUUGGAACACAGCGCCAUACCGUGUCAUAGUAUAGUAUUGGAUAAUCCAAACACACAAAUUUCGCCGUCCAUGAUACACACUCACAGAGCCUUUUUCGAUUCGACGAUACGGGUAUACGCCUUCAAGGGAGUAACGAGAUACUAUCUACACAGGAGCUUCACUAAGAGAUUGGACGAGGCGUUAUUGCAAUUUUGCCGAAUGUGCCCGAACCUGCACACACUGAUGAUUCGAGAUAAAAUAUCGACCGCUACGAUUUUAGAGAUUGUCUCUAUCGCGAAAUGCUUGCGCUGUUUGUACGUGCGGCGAAACGUAAUCCUGAAAAGAUGUGAUAAAGCCUGGUUGAAAAUUCUGGAUCGAUCACCCGAGUAUUACCAAUGGAUCAAGGUAAAUAGCCGUAGUUAUGAGAACACGGAGAGGGAAGUGUCUAGAAUAUUGGGUUAUCGAUGGCACAUGCUAUCCGAGAAAGAAUUUAAGGCACAAGUGAUCAAUUUACACACAUAGGUCUCUUACGGAGCGACUCAUGUGUGUUACAGUAAAAACGUAAAUGGUUGUAUGCAUUUAUUAGUAAAUUUAUAUUUCGAAUUAAAAUUAUUUGUUUUUACCUUUUAAAUUUCCAUUCUUCUUAAAUUGGUUUUUUCAUCACUUAAUUUUUAUGUAAUUGUUAAUAAACUUUCAGUAAUUGUAUAUAAUUACUAAUAAAAAAGUGUAUACAAAUUAAUAAAUUUUGUUUUUACUGUAACAUAAGUAAUUAAGAACUCGCUUAAUUUUUUAAUUUUGAGAUCUUUUUAUAUAAUUAUAUAUUAAUUUAUUAUAUUUAUAUACGUAUAAUGUGAAAUGAGGCUGUAGAUUGGUUGCCAUGACUAUACGCUUAAUAUUAGUGAUAAGUCUUGUAUUACGUGCAAUGUUAUUUUUACGUAUCACUAUUAGCGAAUUCGGUUGGACGCACUAGUGCAGUCCAACCGAAUUCGCUAUAUGUUGCAAUCGUGAUUGUAAAAGCUGUUAUCAUGGGUAUAUCGAAAGAGAUUGAAAUGUACUUAAUUAAAAGAUUGUAUUAUGAUUUCGUGAUUGUAUGCUUUUUUUUGUUUUUAUGGAAGUGACUGUGAUCGAUGUUUUUAACCGCUAAAGAUAUCGGGAUUUGUAGAUAUUUACUGGACUGUUCUAUAGAGAAAGAUGUAUAAUAAUGUAAUAAAACAAAUAAUUUUAUCUUUAUAUAAUCUA